CACACACACUCAGCUCCGAUUGAACAGCAGUGGACACAGUCAGACUGGAAGUGUUGUUGUUUUCGUGUCGCAGCUUUUGACUCUGCAGACUCAGACAGACAGACAUGCUACCAAAGACACGUCUGGGGAAGCGUUCCCCUCUUGGGGCGUUGGUGAGCUCCACCUGCUCGCCAGCAGGAACUCAAACAGGCCAGGAGACGGGUGAGACCAGCGUCAUUGUGUCAACAGCAGCAGCACAACAGGCCAUCAGCAGGGUCAAAGGUCAUCCUGGGCUUAAGGUGUAUUUUCAGUGUGGAGGAGGAGGUGAAGCUCCAGGUGUUGGGGAUCAGCUUGAUCUCAUGCACAGUGAUGUCUCUGUCUGGUCUUCAUCUCGUCCCUCCUCCUCCUCAGUGCCUCCGUCCUGCAGCAGAUCUGUGUCCUCCUGCAUCGACGUCCCCAGAAGUCAGAGGAGUCCAGAGGAGGUGGACAUGGACGAGCUGAUGGCAGCGAUGGUUCUCAGCAGUUUGUCCUGCAGCCCUCUGCUGCACAGCCCCGCCCACCCAGAGCCGACAGCUCCUCCGAUGGAAUGUGGAGGUGGCGAGCUCUCUGAUAGUGGCAGCAGCGGCUACUGGAGUGUUGGCCAUGGCAACAGAAGCCCAGCCCCCUCCCCACCAAUGGCAGAGCCUGACAUCAGCCCGGCCACGCCCCCUGAUGAAGGACUGGACAUGGAGAUGGAGCAGGUGCUGUUCGACGAGCCGGCACCACGGAAACGCAGGAACUCAGGGAAGGCGUCCUACAGGUGUCUGUGGCCGAGCUGUGACAAGGUGCUGACAUCAGUGGUUGGAAUAAAACGUCACAUCCGGACAACUCACCUGUGCCGCGGCAGUGAACACGAGCGCUGUUCUCGCAGCGAGGAAGAUUUUUACUACACCGAGGUCACCCAGUGGGACCAGCAGCAGCAGCAGCAGUCUGCGCCUCAUCCUAUCCUCUGCAGGCCCGCCCCCGCCUCACCCACCUCCUCCUCCUCCCCCUCCUCACCUCCCAGUCCUCCCCCUCCCUCUCCUCCGUCUCCUCCUACUCCAGACUGCAGCGCCCUGAGUCGCUCGGCCCCCUCCUCCUCCGGCAGCUUCAUGCAGGUCCAAUCAGAACACUCCUACCAGGCUCCCCCUCCCAGUCAUGUGACAACAGCAGCAGCUUUGAACACAGCCAUCUGUCGUUGGACGGCCACGCCCACCAGCUGCGUCAGACAGGGUUUGGCUUUCCGGGUGCGUUCAGUCAGUGUUGGAGAGCAGUGGCUGCAGCAUCAGAGUGCCCCCUGCAGGAGGAUUCGUGGUGAGGCCAAAAAGUGUCGUAAAGUGUACGGCAUCGAACACAGGGACCAGUGGUGUACGGCCUGCCGCUGGAAGAAAGCCUGCCAACGCUUCCUCGACUGAACGGAGGGAGAGCGAGGAGAGAAAGUGGUGGAGAAAAAGAAGGACUGAAGCAGGCUGUAAAGUUCAGCCUCUCUCGGUGGAUGUUUUAUACAUUCUUGUAUCUGAAACCAGAAAUAUUUUUUUGUUUUCAUUUUUAUACUCUUUAUACAUUUGCUAGAAGUGUCUAUUUUUUGUUUAUUUUGAAUGUGUUUUUUGAAUGUACAUUUCGUAAAUGUUUUGUCCUGUCGGUGCUUUUUCAUGAACACAAUGGGGCAGCUAUUAUGUGACCUUUGACCUUGAAGCACCCGCGAUUGAGUAUUUGCGUCCGGCCAAUUCUCUUCAGGUGUUCUUAACAAAACCACCGUCUGCUUCAGGUUUGAUAUGCACUCCAAUUUAUUUUGUAAAAAUAUUCAGUCACCAUGGAAAUGCUUGACUCGGGCUGGAAUUUCUUGUCUGAAACCUGAGUUUGAGUUUUCACAAAAGGCUGUCUAACACUAGCUUUUAUUGCGAUUUAUGGAUCUAUGGAUCAGAGUAUAUGAGUAACCAUUUCUACAGGAUCCAAACAAAGACAAAAA
Plectropomus leopardus (leopard coralgrouper) is the source of this 1966-nucleotide messenger RNA. Its product is annotated as zinc finger protein 395. Gene Ontology annotation, biological process: regulation of transcription by RNA polymerase II. The record is from RefSeq and is a predicted model, not a curated record. Gene Ontology annotation, cellular component: nucleus. Gene Ontology annotation, molecular function: DNA-binding transcription factor activity; RNA polymerase II cis-regulatory region sequence-specific DNA binding. Lineage: Eukaryota; Metazoa; Chordata; Actinopteri; Perciformes; Serranidae.